This is a messenger RNA of Ficedula albicollis (Collared flycatcher), 2347 nucleotides long. RefSeq names its product mas-related G-protein coupled receptor member H-like. Gene Ontology annotation, biological process: G protein-coupled receptor signaling pathway. The transcript has 2 exons. Lineage: Eukaryota; Metazoa; Chordata; Aves; Passeriformes; Muscicapidae. The coding region runs from base 764 to 1684 and encodes 306 amino acids. Gene Ontology annotation, cellular component: membrane. The record is from RefSeq and is a predicted model, not a curated record. Gene Ontology annotation, molecular function: G protein-coupled receptor activity.
GAUAGGAUAGGAUAGGGAGCAGCUCAGUUGUGCUUUAUUGGGCUCAGGGGAGGCAUUGGCAAUUAUCCUGAAGCACUUACCGGAAUGAGAGUUUCUUCUGACAAGCAGCCAGCUGCUUCACCAGCACUGCCAGCACUGCCAGCAUUCCAGUGCCACCAGCACCACCAGCAUCCCUCUGCUGCUGGAGAGACAAUGAUCCCUCAGAUAAGAGAAACGAGGAAUGGCAGAAACCUAUAGGAAGAGGAAAGGCUGUUGGACAAUGGGACAUUGUGCAGGGAAGGAAUGUUUCUCAUCAGGAGGAGGUGAGGAGCCAUUUGCAAAAUAUUUCAUUUGGAGCUUUUGACAAUUCACUUCCUCUGUAGCAGAAAAACCCAAGAUAAAUAUCUCAGAGGAAGUGAAACUCUGACAUCAACAGAGAUACAAUUUUCUACUCCCCUGUGACUACACUGAGUCUGGUAGAGCAACCGUGGGAGAGGACACAGAGAGGUGCCAGAGGGACAAAAUUGGGAGCUCCUGGUGAUCUGGGAACUUUCUUCUGCAUGUUCCUGACCUGGGAGGAGCUGCAUUAGGAUAUGGAUACUUCCAGAGGUACCAGGAAGCAUUGCUGAUCUGCAUAGACCCACUUUGCCUGCUGGUACCCCACAGCCAAGAGGGAGCUGCUGAGGAGCCACCUGGUCCAUCCCUGCAUUCUCCAAGCACUAACUACUCAUCAACACUGACCACAUCCAGGAGCCACAUCCCACUGCCUGCCCAGUGUCCAUCCAUGGAGGUGACCACUGUGACCCCAUCUCCUGCCUCACCCACUGAAGGGAACAACCUCUGUGAGAUAGAUGUCACCCACGUUGCCAUACACAGCGUGACACUGCUCAUCUGCCUCUGUGGGCUGGUUGGGAAUGGGAGCGUCCUCUGGCUCCUCAGCCUGAAAAUCCGUAACUCUGGCAUCUUUGACCUGGCUCUUGCUGACUUCCUCUUUCUUCUCUUCACGGUCCCGUCUGUUUUCCUCUUCCUGGUGGAGGACGUGUCCUGCUCUCCUAUCAUGCCCCUGGCGUAUCUGAGCUUCCUUUUCCAGCUGUCAAUGGUCUCCUACUUCUGUGUACUUUUCCGACUGGCAUUCCUCAACUUCCGGAAGGAUGUGACCUUCCUCAUCAAACUCUGCUGCCGCUGCGACCUUCCCGAGCGCCUGUGGCGACUUGUGGACAGUGUCCAAGACUGGGUCUUUUUCUCUCACUUCACUGUCAUUCCCAUGUUGACUUCCCUGUGCUCGUCACAAGAGCAGGAGAACUGCCGGGCAGCUCUCAUCUCCAUGUACCCCAUGAUCCUGCUCCUCUUUGCUGCACCCGUGGUCAUUUCCCGCACAAUCCUCCUCGUCAAGGCCAAGCGUGGCUCCCAGCAGCAAAAACCUGAAAGGAGAGACAAUGUUAUAUCCCUUGUUGUGCUCUUCACUCUCCUCCUCGGCCUCUGCAAUUUCCUGCAGCACCUUGGCUACAUCCCUGUGUCCUCCCAGGUUGUUUUCCUGCUCACCUGCAUCCACAGCAGCAUCAAACCCUUCAUCUACUUCUUGGCAGGGAAAUGCUGGAGUCCCUGCUCCAUGGAGUCCCUCCAGCAUUCCCUCCAGAGGGUCUUUGAGGAAAAGAAAGAAGAAACUGCCUUCAGCGAUGAUGCCACCACAGACACAAUGCUCUAAGCCUGUUGACCCUUUCCACUGCUCUCCUGAAGGAUCUUGGCACAGGUUUCCUUGAGUCACCUGAUUAAUAAAUAUCCACAGCAUCGCCCUCCCUGUGCUGGUGUACUCCUGCAGGAGAAGGGAGCAGGGGCAUUGCCAGGGCCAAUGUGGGAGGGAUGCUUUGCCAUAGAGCACACUGGAGCGUGGCUUUCCUCCUCCCUGCUGUGUCCACAUGGCUCCAGGCAGUGCAGCUGGGUUCAGUCACAGCAUUGCUCUGGUCAGGAUUAAUGUAGCUCAGGCCUUAGCCCCAGUUCUUACAGACCUCAAAGGGUUCGUCCCAGUCCUGGCAAACUCCAAGCACCCGGAUAUGUCCCAGUGCUAUGCGCGGCGGUAAUGCCCCGAAUGUGAUCUCAGUGGAACCUCCAGAUGUUGCCGUAAGACCAGGGAGCGACAAAAAUAUACAGCAGCACAGGCUUCAUCCAGAAACCAGAAGAAGCGGUUUUUUGAAGAAGUACUCACAUUUUAAAAGACUGUUUCACAGAACCAAGGAUAGAAUAAGUUCAUUGGUCCAUGGAAGGCAACAUCUCUUGUAAACAUGCUUUUACCAAAGCAUCACGUUCCUCACGCACUCCUCCUGUCCACAACACCAGGUGCUAAACUUUGUUAUUAAUUCUUUUCCUUCUG